AUGCCUGGCAGCUCUGCCAAGUUUCCUCGUUCUGGGAGGAUCUCUCUCUACUCUUCUUCCUCUCUCCUCCCUCGCCCUUCUGCUCCUCCUCCUCCUACGCCUUCCUCUGUACCUCCUGCUGCUCCGCGUCCUUCUGCUCCUCCUGCUAAGCGCUCUAAGCUUUCCUCUGCCUCUUCUCGUAAGCAACCUGGUCCUCCAGCUAAGUCUUCCUCUGCUCCUCCUGCUCCUCCUGCUAAGCCUUGCUCUGCUCCUCCUGCUCCGCGCCCCUCUGCUCCUCUUGCUCCUCCUGCUAAGCGCCCUAAGCUUUCCUCUGCUCCUUCUGCUCCCCGCCCCUAUGCUCCUCCUGCUAAGCUUUCCUCUGCUCCUUCUACUUGGCGCCCUUCUGCUCCUCCUGCCAAGUCUUCCUCUGUUCCUCCUGCCUCCUGCUCCUCUGGUCCUCCUGCUCAGCCCUCUGCUCCUCUUCCUCCCCCUGAGUCUCCUCCUCACUUUCGUAAGUGCAAACGAAAGUCUUCUCCUCCUCGUGCUCCUCCUGCUGACGCUGCUAGCCUGUUACGCGUUAAACUAGCCCCUGUUGUUUCGCAGCCGGAGCCUGCCCCGCUGUUCCCUGGACCGGUCCCGGACUGGGUGGUGGAGAUGGAGGCGUACCUGAAGGAGCGGGAGCUGCCCUGGAAGGAGCAGAGAAGUCAGAGAGUCGAGAGGAGGGAGGAGGAGGAGGAGGACGAAGAGGAGGAGGAGGAGGAGGAGGAGGAGGAGGAGGAGGAGGAGGAGGAGGAGGAGGAGGAGGAGGAGGAGGAAGAGGAGGAGGAGGAGGAGGAGGCUAAUAUCCUUGUUUUCAUUUCAAACACAGGUCCUGCAUGCCCUGAACAUGAUCACCUGGAGAGGCUGGAACCAUGUGUCUCUGUCAAACUAAAGCCCAUGAUGUAA
Messenger RNA from Knipowitschia caucasica, 924 nucleotides. Lineage: Eukaryota; Metazoa; Chordata; Actinopteri; Gobiiformes; Gobiidae. The record is from the annotation of a GenBank genome assembly.